Molecule: messenger RNA, 10354 nt
Organism: Pan troglodytes (chimpanzee)
Lineage: Eukaryota; Metazoa; Chordata; Mammalia; Primates; Hominidae
Gene: MMP24
Product: matrix metallopeptidase 24
Exons: 9
Coding region: 6133-7971 (612 amino acids)
Biological process (GO): collagen catabolic process; extracellular matrix organization; proteolysis
Cellular component (GO): plasma membrane; extracellular matrix
Molecular function (GO): metalloendopeptidase activity; zinc ion binding
Source: RefSeq, a predicted model, not a curated record
UUUGAAUUUUUUUUUUUUUUUUUUUUAGACAGAGUCUUGCUCUGUUGCCAGGCUGGGGUGCAGUGCCGUGAUCUUGGCUCACUGCAACCUCCGCCACCUGGGGUCAAGCGAUUCUCCUGCCUCAGCCUCCCGAGUAGCUAGGAUUACAGGCGCACGCCCGGCUAAUUUUUGUAUUUUUAGUAGAGAUGGGGUUUCACCGUGUUGGCCAGGAUGGUCUCGAUCUCUUGACCUCAUGAUCUGUCCGCCUCGGCCUCUCAAAGUGCUGAGAUUACAGGCGUGAGCCACCACGCCUAGCUGUUUUUCAAUUUUUUUUUUUUUUGUAGAGAGGUGUCUUGCUAUGUUGGCCAGGCUGGGACUAGAAUGUUUUUGUUUGCUCUUUUAGCCCUAGCACACAGUACUUGGUACAUAGUAGGUCCUCAAUAAAUAUUUAUUGAAUGAAGGGACAGAAAUAAACAUUUGAUGUUUAGGAGGUAGGACCCAUAGUUCUUUGGUAAAAGACUAGUGUGCUGUGGCUCACACCUGUAAUCCCAGCACUUUGUGAGGCCAAGGCAGGUGUAUCACUUGAGCCUAGGAGUUCAAGACCAGCCCUAGCAACACAGCGAGACUUCGUCUCCACAAAAGAUUAAAAAAUAAAAAUUAGCCAGGCGUGGUGGCAAACGCCUGUAGUCCCAGCUACUCAGGAGGCUGAGGUGGGAGGAUCACUUGAGCCCAGAAGUUCAAGGCUGCAGUGAGCCAUGGCUGAGAGCGAGACCCUGUCUCAAAAAAAAACCAACCAAACAAACAAACAAAAAAGGAAACUGGAUGUAGGCAGUGAAGGAGAGGGAAGAGUCACAGGUCAUAUGAGGCUGCUGGUUUGGACAACUGGGUAGCUGAUGGUGCCAUACCCUGACAUAGCACAGGCAUAUUGAGCUCACUAUUGUCUGAGAUAAGGCAUUGCACUCCAGGAGUCUGAGGUAUAGGAAGUCCUGGGAGGAGGAAGGGCUGCCUGUCCAACACUCUGACCGUAUGGAAUAUGCCUGAAUUCUGCCAUUUCUUAGCUUUAGGGCUCUGGAUACAGUCAUCCCUUGAUAUCCACAAGGGGUUGCUUCCUGGACCUUCUCAGAUAAUACCAAAAUCCGUGGAUGCUCAAGUCCCUUAUAGCCCGCCAUAUCCACAAGCUAUCCAUGGAUAUGGAGGGCCAACUGUAAUUACUUAACCUCUUUGAACCUGUUUCCUCAUCCGCAAAUUGGGGGUCAUAUUCCUCCCUCAUGGAAUUGUUGCAUUCUAGGGUGCUUGGCGCAACAGAGUGCCUGUGCCACGUGCUUAGUAGGCACCGUAAAGACGGUGGUUAGUACCACUGCUAUGACACUUGGAAGAUCUCUGACUGUUAAAAAGUUGUUUCUUUUUUUUCUUCCCCCACGCAACCCCCGCCAGGGAAUAGACCUGUUUAUGAGCCUCCAAAAAAAAAAAAGUAAAGUAAACAAAACUUUGAAAAAUAGUGUUUAAAACUCAGGGAUAUCUUUGGGGUCACAGGGCCUGUCAUUUCUUUUAUUAUUAUUAUUAUUUAUUUUACUUUAAGUUGUGGGAUACAUGUGCUGAAUGUGCAGGUUUGUUACAUAGGUAUACAUAUGCCGUGGUGGUUUGCUGCACCUGUCAACCUGUCAUCUAGGUUUUAAGCUCCACAUGCAUUAGGUAUUUGUCCUAAUGCUCUCCCUCCCCUUUCCCCCCACCCCUCAAUAGGCCCCGGUGUGUGAUGUUCCCCUGCCUGUGCCCAUGUGUUCUCAUCGUUCAACUCCCACCUAUGAGUGAGAACAUGUGGUGUUUGGUUUUCUGUCCCUGUGUUAGUUUGCUGAGGAUGAUGGUUUCCAGCUUCAUCCAUGUCCCUGCAAAGGACAUGAACUCAUUCUUUUUUAUGGUUGCAUAGUAUUCCAUGGUGUAUACAUGCCACAUUUUCUUUAUCCAGUCUAACAUUGAUGGGCAUUUGGGUUGGUUCCAAGUCUUUGCUAUUGUAAAUAGUGCUGCAGUAAACAUACGUGUGUAUGUGUCUUUACAGUAGAAUGAUAAAAAGUUGUUUCUUAUAAUGGGUCAAGAUCUCUGUCCUAUAAUCUCUCAUUCUGGUCUUAGUUUUGCCCUCUGUACCAACCAGAAUGUUCUCCUUCACAUUCCUGUUCUCCUUACUACAGUCUCCCUUCUUCAGCCUAAACACCCCUCGUCUGUCUUCCCAGGACAUGGUUCCCUGUCCCCUUACUUUCUUGGCCACGCUCCCUUAGUCAAGCUCCAGUUUGUCACAGUCCCUCUGCAUAUAAAGCCUCUAGAACUGGACUUGAAACUCCCAUGCAUGUUGAGACCAGUGCCUGGUUCCUGUUGCUCACCUCGUCACCCUAGAUUAUGACCUCCGUUGCCCCAACUCUUUCAUGAGGGUCUUUUAUUCUUUCUUCCUCCUUCUAGCCCCUGCUUCCAAAUUUGACAUCUUCCUGCCUGGUCCUUUUUUGUAGACUUUACCUCUGGCCUUUCUGAUACUACCUUCUAGCCCCUUCAUUUCUGAUCAAACACCUAAUCUUGAUCAUUUUCCUCACUCCUUCUCCAGGCCCAUAUAGUCUGGUUCAGGCUCCCACUCAGCUGUGAUGCUCCCAAAUGCCCCCUGGAGACCUCAGUGUUUUACAUGACCCAGCUUUUCUCUCCUUCCCCGUGGCCAUCUCUAUUUCCAGGAGCACUUGUAGGCACUGCCAGAGCUCUGCCUCUUGCCACCCCCAUUGCCACUUCUAACCUCACCACCACCUCUGCUGUCUGCCGCUCUCUUCCCUCUUCUGUCCACAUUUUGUUCUCCUUGGUAUUCUCUGCUCUCUCCUUUCACUGCCACCACUCCAGGACUUCUCAGCUUUGGCUUCUCAGGAACCCAAAUCCUGCCUUCUGGCUGGCAGACCAGUCACACCAUAUUGUCUAUGAUCUCUACGUCUUUGGCUCGGCCCAACUAUUUUGGUCUCUGCUUGUACUCUGAGAUUUUUCUUACUUUCCUCUGGGUUUACACCUCUUUCUGCACUUAAAGGGUGACAGACAUCUUAAGAGUUGGUUAACUGAGCUGUAAAGGUUAGACUUCUUACGUGGCUGAUGAUUGAUUAAUGGAUCUAGGUGUAAAGAGAUGAAAGCAAGGUCAUUGUGUCUAAAAGUGAAUGGGACUUUUUUCCUUCAGUGGAUUUUAUCUUUUUUUUCAAAUGGAACAAUGGAACCUAUUGCCUCAUCAAGCAAGGAAGUCAAAUCACAAUAGAUUGAAUUUCAGCAAGUGUUUUUUGAAACCUCUAAUAGAUACCAGGAAUUGUGCUUGGUGCUUUCAGUGUAUUACUAAAUCUUCCCAAGAUGAAGUCCCUUCCUUGAUAUCCAGGCAGUGCCUCCUAGAUCAACUGUUCAUUCAUUAACUCAGUUAUUAUUUCUUGUGUCAGACACUGUGCUAAAUACUAUAACAGAUACAAAAAUAAAUAUGACACCAUCUCUGUUCUCCAGGAACUCAAUCUAGUGGGAAAAACAGACAUAUCCAUGACUGGGUAUGAUACAUUGUGGUAGUUGUGUGUACAAAGUACUGCAGGAGUAAAGAGGGCACCCACUAGCUCUGACAGGGAGAGCUAAGGAAGGUUUAACAAAGGAGGUGACAUUGAGCUAGACCUUGAAGGAUGAGUAGGAGUUUGCUAAUGUGCAUAAAGAGAAUGGGUUUUGGAGGCAGCAGAAACAGCCUGGAACUGUGAAGGGCAGAGAGUGCUUUGGACUUGCUAUGACUGGAAUGUAGAACACUUGCUCUUGCCUCAGGAGUUCUGCCCAGAGAAGGCAGAGGAUUGUCUGGGUCACAGAGAAAGUGAGUGGCAGAGACAGGAUUAAGCAGCACGAAUUAGAAUUGUCCAACCCCGAUCCAUCUUCCUUAGCCUCUAAUACACACACACAGACACACACACACACACACACACACACACACACACACACACACACAUAAUGCUAGUCCAACCUCUUGUCCUGUCCCCUGGCUUAGAUGCUGUCAUUCGACUGCCCCCACCCCAUUUGCCCUUCUAGGAGUGUGCCCCUAGGCUCUGAGGAUUGUCCCCAGAGAACCCGGGAGAGAAACAGAGCCUAGAGAAUAUUAGAGAAUACACUAAUACUGGCCCACCCCCACCAUGUGUCUGAUCCAUCCCAGUGUUUAGUUCUGGCCUAGACAUUUGCCUAUGACCUGAGUCCAUAGAUCCUAACUCCUGAUGUGGCCAGGAUAGACUCUGUGAUGUUCGUAAUGGAUUUGGAUGGGCUGUGAGAUGCUCCUUGCUUGAGUAUCCCAGAAAACGAGCUGCGUAAACCAGGUUGCCAGCUUUUUACUGAGGAGGAGCUACUUUUAAUUCCCAGAGCACUGGAACGCUAGAGUGGGCUUAUGUAGAAGACCCCCUGUUCCUCACUUCCUACCAUAAGCAGGAAUGAAAAUUUUUAAAUUCCAUGCUAGCUUCGAGGUGGAUGCUCAAAAAAUACUCCAUUGGCUGACUGGCUUGUGAGUAGUUAUCUGUUCAGAGGUCCCUAGCUAUUUCCCAAAUGGUGUAAUUCAUCUUAGUCAAAUUUUUAGAGAACCAGUAGAGUCCGUUGGCAGAUAGGGAGGCACUGGAUAUAUUUUAGGUUUGUACCACACCUCUUUUGGGGAUGUCUUGAGGCAGCUUACAUAUUAAAACAUAAUGUCUUGUGGCUCUACGCCUGUAAUCCCAGCACUUACGGAGGCCAAGGCGGGUGGAUCACCUGAGCCCAGGAGUUCAAGACCAGCCUGACCAAAAUGGUGAAACCCCAUCCCUACUAAAAAUACAAAAAUUACCUGGGCAUGGUGGCACAUGCCUGUAAUCCCAGCUACUUGGGAGGCUGAGACAGGAGAAUCACUUGAACCUGGGAGGCAGAGAUUGCAGUGAGCCGAGAUCGUACCACUGCACUCCAGCUUGGGCAACAGAGUGAGACUCCAUCUCAAAAAUAAAAAUAAAAUAAAAAUUAAAUUUAAAAAAAGCCCAUAAUGUCUUUAUGUAAGUCUUUUAAGGAUGAAACAUAAAACUUGGUGGUCUGAAUGAUGAAAAAAGUAAUGGUUACUUCCAAACAUCCCCAUGCUCAACAAAUAAGCUAUAAAUUUGGCUGAAAAGUUCCUGGGAGAAAGACAAAAAGGGAAACACAUUGGGUUAUCCAGUGUUCCUUUUCUUAUACCUUAAAGUAUACAGAAUAUCCUAUAGGGAAAACAUUUUCCUCAAGCUAAAGCCUAAUAGAAAGUAAUUGUGUUUGGUCCUAAGAAAGUUGAGUGAGAAGGUGAAGGGUAUGUAAUUCCAUUUAGCCGUCGUUUCUCCAUAUCCACUCAGCACCAGGCCCUAUGCAGUGUCCCCAGUCUUCUGGGAGAUGCUGUCAUGUCCAUAAGUCACCCAAGAGAAAGAAGACCUGACCGCAAAAGAUGAACUGCCCUCCAUAGGACCCACAAGAACUGGCUCUUGGUCCAAGGAGCACAUGGGAGGGCAGGAUGGCUAGAUUUCAAAAAGCAAGAGUCAAAUGGCCAGGCACGGUGGCUCAUGCCUGUAAUCCCAGCACUUUGGGAGGCCAAGGCAGGUGUAUCACUUGAGGUCAGGAGUUCAAGACCAGCCUGGCCAACAUGGUGAAACCCCAUCUCUACUAAAAAUACAAAAAUUAGCCAGGCAGUAGUGGCAUGUGCCUGUAAUCCCAGCUACUUGGGAGGCUGAGGCAGAAGAAUCACUUGAACCUCGGGGGUGAAGGUUGCAGUGAGCCGAGAUCACACCACUGCACUCCAGCCUGGGCAAGAGAGCAAGACUCCAUCUCAAAAAAAGAAAAAAAAAAUCUGCUCAGAAUGUGCUAUGCUCUCCCACAUUUCCAGGCAAUUGCACAUGCUGUAUACUUCAAGGCUUAGCUUAAAUCUCAUCUCUAUCUGGAAGCCGUCCCUGAGUUCCCCUUUCUCUGUGGUGCCCCCCUCCCCACCAUGGAUAAGACACCCUUCUUUUGUUCUCCCAUAGAACUCUAUGCACACCUGCUUUUUAGCAUUGUAUUUUUAUUGUGGGUUUACUUGUCAGUCUCUGAGUUCCUUAUUCAUCUUUAUUUUUUCAGAGCCUUGCACAGUGCCUAGCCUGUAGUAGGUGCUCAGUUAAUGCUUGUUGAAUGCACAUAAUGAGCAGCUACUGUAUCCAGCACUGUCCUGGGCACUGGAUGAUUAAGCUACAGCCCCUUCCCUUGAGGAUGUUAAAGUCCCAGCACUUUGGGAGGAGGAGAAGGAGGAGGAGGAGGAGGAGGAGACUCUUACAUAAAAACUGGUUAAAGUCCUAUGGCUAUCUGCUUCCCUAUGACUCACGGGCAUCUGCGCUGCACUCAGCGAAGGCCUUGCAGUCGGCAGUCUCCACUAUGCAGCAGUUUUACGGGAUCCCGGUCACCGGUGUGUUGGAUCAGACAACGAUCGAGUGGAUGAAGAAACCCCGAUGUGGUGUCCCUGAUCACCCCCACUUAAGCCGUAGGCGGAGAAACAAGCGCUAUGCCCUGACUGGACAGAAGUGGAGGCAAAAACACAUCACCUACAGCAUUCACAACUAUACCCCAAAAGUGGGUGAGCUAGACACGCGGAAAGCUAUUCGCCAGGCUUUCGAUGUGUGGCAGAAGGUGACCCCACUGACCUUUGAAGAGGUGCCAUACCAUGAGAUCAAAAGUGACCGGAAGGAGGCAGACAUCAUGAUCUUUUUUGCUUCUGGUUUCCAUGGCGACAGCUCCCCAUUUGAUGGAGAAGGGGGAUUCCUGGCCCAUGCCUACUUCCCUGGCCCAGGGAUUGGAGGAGACACCCACUUUGACUCCGAUGAGCCAUGGACGCUAGGAAAUGCCAACCAUGACGGGAACGACCUCUUCCUGGUGGCUGUGCAUGAGCUGGGCCACGCGCUGGGACUGGAGCACUCCAGCGACCCCAGCGCCAUCAUGGCGCCCUUCUACCAGUACAUGGAGACGCACAACUUCAAGCUGCCCCAGGACGAUCUCCAGGGCAUCCAGAAGAUCUAUGGACCCCCAGCCGAGCCUCUGGAGCCCACAAGGCCACUCCCUACACUCCCCGUCCGCAGGAUCCACUCACCAUCGGAGAGGAAACACGAGCGCCAGCCCAGGCCCCCUCGGCCGCCCCUCGGGGACCGGCCAUCCACACCAGGCACCAAACCCAACAUCUGUGACGGCAACUUCAACACAGUGGCCCUCUUCCGGGGCGAGAUGUUUGUGUUUAAGGAUCGCUGGUUCUGGCGUCUGCGCAAUAACCGAGUGCAGGAGGGCUACCCCAUGCAGAUCGAGCAGUUCUGGAAGGGCCUGCCUGCCCGCAUCGACGCAGCCUAUGAAAGGGCCGAUGGGAGAUUUGUCUUCUUCAAAGGUGACAAGUAUUGGGUGUUUAAGGAGGUGACGGUGGAGCCUGGGUACCCCCACAGCCUGGGGGAGCUGGGCAGCUGUUUGCCCCGUGAAGGCAUUGACACAGCUCUGCGCUGGGAACCUGUGGGCAAGACCUACUUUUUCAAAGGCGAACGGUACUGGCGCUACAGCGAGGAGCGGCGGGCCACGGACCCUGGCUACCCUAAGCCCAUCACCGUGUGGAAGGGCAUCCCACAGGCUCCCCAAGGAGCCUUCAUCAGCAAGGAAGGAUAUUACACCUACUUCUACAAGGGCCGGGACUACUGGAAGUUUGACAACCAGAAACUGAGCGUGGAGCCAGGCUACCCGCGCAACAUCCUGCGUGACUGGAUGGGCUGCAACCAGAAGGAGGUGGAGCGGCGGAAGGAGCGGCGGCUGCCCCAGGACGACGUGGACAUCAUGGUGACCAUCAACGAUGUGCCGGGCUCCGUGAACGCCGUGGCCGUGGUCAUCCCCUGCAUCCUGUCCCUCUGCAUCCUGGUGCUGGUCUACACCAUCUUCCAGUUCAAGAACAAGACAGGCCCUCAGCCUGUCACCUACUAUAAGCGGCCAGUCCAGGAAUGGGUGUGAGCAGCCCAGAGCCCUCUCUAUCCACUUAGUCUGGCCAGCCAGGCCCUUCCUCACCAGGGUCUGAGGGGCAGCUCUGGCCAGUGCUCACCAGGGCCAGCAGGGCCCUAGGCUGGGGUCGUACAGCUGAAGUGGUGGGUGCAUUGGCCUAGGCUGAGCGUGGGGCAGGGAAUUAUGGGGGCUGUGCCCCAGGGUGGGUGUCUGGCACCCAGCUGCCAGCCUUCUGUCCUGGGCAAACUACUCCCUACUUAAGGGAAUAGGCCAGGCUCCAUCCGGAGGCAGGGACCAUGCCAGGAGGAGCCCCUGUGGUCACGGCAUCCUGUGGUGUCCAUGAGGUACCACAGCUCCACUCCUGGCUGGAACCCAGCACCCUCUGUGGGAAGCCAGCACUAGCUCUCAUCCCCCAUCCGGGAGAUACCACCAGUCCUGGUCCCCUUUUGCCAACACCUGCUGGUCAGAUGUCCCCCUACCCCCACCCCACUGUCCUCCAAGGCUACAGGACCCCUGCUUCUGACACAGUGGGCAACAAGCCUGGGUUUCCCUGCUGGCAGACGGCAGAUCCCUCAGGAAACCUGCUCCACUUGUCAGGGUCUCUUCGGAGACCCAGGAUUUAGGGUCACAUGCUGCAGGCAGGGCUGUGGCCCAGCUGGGUCUGACAAGGACCCAGCUGUCACAUCGUGAAUAUUUAAAUGUCCUGUCACUACUGUCCCAUUUUGCAAAGGCUGCUUGAGGCUUUAGGUGAACUAGAGGUGACUGUCUUGGUGAUGAGGCCAGCAUAGCGGCCCUCCCCCAGGCGACAAGGACCAAGGUGCUGCUAAGGCCACUCUAGCGCCCAGACACCCCAGUAGCUGAGCUCUGCUCCUAUGGCUACAGAGCUGGGGCAGAAGCUGACCCCAUUUCUGGAGGAAGAUCCAAGUUUGUGACCGUCCUCCACUCCCCUCUAUUGUCACUGUCCCCAGCUUUGCUCCAGUCUGUCACUUGCAGCCUGGAGCUCAGCCUCACCAGUUAGGUGAGGCAGAGAUGGCUGCAGGGCCAACACUGGCAGAGCCUGGGAGUCCUUCGGAAGGGGACCAGGGCAUCUGAAGUGCUCAGUGCCCCCACUACUCUGAGGCCGACUCCAGCUACUCUGAGGCCGACUCAAUCUCUCGGCUGGAAGCAGUGUUUUCCCAGAGCUUGGCCCUUGCUGACCUCGCUCACUGGGCCCAUCUUCCCACACUGCUUUUAGAAGGACACCCCUACCGGUAGCAGCCCCAAGCUGAGGGGGCUCCCUUUUUGACCUUCACUGGCCUGCCCUUCACUGUCUCCAGCAGGAGUUCCUAGGGCUUGGCCUGCCUUGCUCCAGUACGGCGGAGGCAGCCCUGCUUGUCACUGAGGAGCCCUAGACAAGGCCAAUGGGUUCAUCAAUGCCCACUGGCUCUCUGCCAAAGCCAAAAAGAGGUGUCAGGCAGUCUCCAGCGUGCUGGCCGGGUCUCAGAUGCCACUCCUGCUCACUGAGCCUGCAUGGGCCUUGCCCCCGACCCUGUGGUCUCUGGGAUUGGGGUCGGCUUACCCUGUAGCACAGACAGGGACUCCUGCUGCCCUGGGAGCUGUCUCAAGCAAAAUCUCUUGUCCCAGAGGUGCCCAUGUGGGUCCGCUGUGUCCCCUGUCAUCAUCCUUGUUUUUUCUCAUUUUGGCCAAGGGCAGGCUCCCUGGGACAGGCAGGGAACAACUGCGGAGAUAUUAGUGAUUCAUAGGUUUGUACAGUGUUUUAUACUUUGCAAAGCACUUUAUUAGCUCACACCUGUCCACUCACAUGAAACUCGUGUUAGGCCCUGGGAGGCCGACGGUAACUCUCACCGUGCCCUCAGAUGAAGCACAGAGAGGUUGUUACUUGCCUGGGCCAUCCAGUGGGCUGGCUGGGUCUUGUGUCCCCAUCUGUGGACCCCUCUAGGGUCUGAGAUGAGAUGAGAAGUGUCUCCUGUAUCCACCUCUUCCUGGCCUCCCUUCCCCCACUUCCUGGUCCCUGUCCACUCCUCAGGUUGGUGCUCUCACUUCUUGAAAGCUCUAGGCACCCCCGCCUCCCGCCAGGCUCCCCGUUGGCUCCUGGCAGGCCAGCUGAGAAUGAACAGGAGAUGGAGGCAGGCAGCCCAGGCUGCAGAGGUGAGGGAUGUGGGGCCAGGCCCAGAGGGCUCAGCCUAGAGGCUUCCAAUCUCAGAUUCUCCUACCUGUGGUCAUCUGUCCAUCACCCCAGGACAGGGCAGACAGAGGGGCAAAGCACUGGGGGCCCCAGGGCCUAGCUUCCCCUCAGCCUGGGGGACAUCACAGCAUUUCAGUGUCAGUCACAUUUUAAACUGAUCAGCCUUUGUAUAAUGUUUUUUAAAUCAUUUCUAAAUAAAACAGAAAUACA